GCCUGCCCACAAGGGCAAAUCGCCAUUCCUUCGAGAUAGCAUGUAAUAAGAAAGCGCCUGGUAUUGCUCAGAAAGAAAAGGAAGGCACGGAAGCCUCUCUCCACGAAACGCACCUUGCCUGGAGUGCUUAGGUCAUCAUGGCUGCCAGCAACCAGGCUUUGCUGCGACCUGGCGUACGAACGGGAAUCUGUAAUCACCCUCAGAUAUCCGCGCAUGGCACUUGCAGAAUAGGAAAGGAUGAGGCUUUAGCAAGGUGGCACUGCUUCGGGAAAGGGCCAUCAAUAGCUGCCACUACUAUAGGCCGUUUCGUGCAAUGGAGAACCGGAACAGAUAGAGCAGCAAAUCAUAGUUCUGUGUCGAGUUUGAAUCUGCCGGACAUCAGUAGACAGAGAAGUUGGCUGCAGGGACGGGCCCUCAAGAGUGCAGGAGUGAUGCGGCACCGGACCGAGGAGACUCGAUGGCGUGCGUGUGCUGCUAUACCAGAUAUUGACCCGCCACCUCUUCAAGAGGAGGAAGUCACCCUGCCCGACACAGACGAAGUCAGAGAAACGGUGGCUAUAAAGCUGCCUGGCCGGAGGUCACUACAGAUACAAUUCACGUGCAAUGCUUGCGGGACCAGAUCAACGAGACUUCUCAAUCCGUUCGCUUUUACGAGGGGUACAGUGUUCGUCCAGUGUGCUGGAUGCGAAAAGUAUCAUCAACUAGUCGACAAUCUGGGACUUAUAAAAGAGUACAAUCUUAAAGAGGAGCGGGAAAAUGAUGCUUUGGCCGCAAGUGGACAAAACGAGGACACUUCUUCGGAAAGCAUGUAAAAAAGCAAGCACGUCAAACCAUGCGGACUGGCCCUUGUGUUUACUUCGCGACCACACUUGUGACC
Molecule: messenger RNA, 877 nt
Organism: Klebsormidium nitens
Lineage: Eukaryota; Viridiplantae; Streptophyta; Klebsormidiophyceae; Klebsormidiales; Klebsormidiaceae
Source: the annotation of a GenBank genome assembly